GCGUACUAUAGUAAUAACAACAAUAAUAAUAAUUGUUAUUUGUUUAUAUUGUAUAGAUAUUCCUAAAUUUGUAUUUUGUUAUAAUAUCAUGGUUUAAAUAGUACACACAUUAUAGUCAACGUCAUUCCAUCAUUUCCAUCGUCGUCCGUCGGUCGACGUAAGUCGGUACUCACUGCCACUUGUCACGUGCCGCACAUUUGCCGUUUGCUCUAUUUACGUCUCCGUAGAAAAUUCGAAACAUCAAUCGAGAUGUUGCCGCAAGAUAGUGCCGUGGCCGGCCACCUGUUGCCGCGUUGGUGACAUUUUCAUCGUCCGUUAUUCUCACCUCAAAUUUCUGGACGAAGUGAAACACUUGACAACUUAACACUCCUCUUUUUAGUCCUAACCGACUCGUCGCCCACGGUUUGACCGUUGCACCUGUUUUCUGAUUACAUCAAAUCGAAAAUGGCUUGCUUCGGAUUCGACCGUGACGCGCCCGAAGUGCCUGGACAAAUCCGUGUCAGGGGGUGUACGGACAUAGUAUGGCUGUGCGCUUUUUUGGUACUCUGGUGUCUGAUGAUAUUUAUAGCUGUGUUUGCUUUUAUCUACGGCGACCCCCUGCGUUUGAUUAACGGCCAUGACAGUUUUGGUAACACUUGCGGUUCUUCUGGUAAUCCCAAAAUGGGCAAACUCUCCAAUUUGGAUACUACAGAUAAAAAAUUCCUAUUCUAUUUAGAUCCAGUCAACAUUGAACAUAGUAUGCAAAUAUGCGUUAAGCAAUGUCCGGAUAGAGAUAUAUUAGCUUUGGAAGACCUUCAGGAUUUUUAUAACCGAACUGAAUCAUUACUUUGCAGCUAUAAUUUCGAUUUGAACAAUUUCACUACCGAUGAAGCGCUUUACAAGUCUAAUAUUUUCACUACAUCUUUGGGGCCUUGUCCCCCAUUUCCAGUUUACAAAAGCCAUCAUGUAUUGAAUAGAUGUGUUCCUGAAGAAUUGAACAAUCAAACAUUGCCUCUGAUUUAUAAUAUUUAUAGUAUGAUGAAUGAUUGGGAUUUCACAGAAGAAAUAUUGAAUGAUUUGUACAAAACUUGGCCACAAAUGUUGUAUUUCACUAUAUUAGCUUUUGUAUUGACGUUCAUCAUCAUUUUACUAAUUCAUUUCCUUACAAAAAUUGUAGCCUAUAUAUUAUUAAUUGGUGUCAGCUUGAUGGUUCUAGUAAAUGUGUUUUUACUUUGGUGGGAAUAUUUUACUUUGAAAAUGCGCCUAGACAACACUAUUGAGGCACAGACAUUAAGUGCCGAUGCUUGCAACGAACAUACUUUUCUAAUACUUUCCAUUAUUUUUACAUUAUUUUCGGUUAUUAUACUUUUGUUGGUUUUGGCUAUGCGUAAGCGAUUGAAUUUUUUGUCCACUUUGUUUCACGAGUCUGCUGAUUGUCUGUCUAAACUUCCAGCCUUAUAUUGGCAACCUAUGUGUACAUUUGCUGUGCUACUUGGCUUAUAUGCAUUUUGGACUGCUGUAAUCCUUCAUUUAGCCACAGCAAAUUAUCCUGGUACCAGAUCACUAAAAUUAGUAACAGAUUUUGUGGAGAAAAACACGACAACCAAUGAUUCAUUGAUUUCGGAAGAGUCUGAGAAACAUUUUAUGCCAUUCAUCAAUGCUGUAGAGUUUAAAGAUGCUACUUGGGUACGUUAUAUGUGGUGGGUAUAUUUAAUUGGCCUGAUAUGGUCAUCCGAAUUUAUAUUAGCAUGUCAACAUAUGAUUAUUUCUGGAGCAGUAGCAAAAUGGUAUUUCACUAAUGGAAAAAAUAAAAAAUCUGUUGUCCUUUCUUCAAUUUAUAAUUUGGCAUUCUACCAUUUGGGCUCUAUUGCUCUCGGAUCUCUGUUAAUCAUUCUAUUUAAAAUUCCCAGGCUUAUAUUGACAACAUGUCAUUCUAAGAGCAAUUCAACAAAAACAGAUAACCAUUGUAUAAAAAAGACGUGCACUUGUUGUACAUAUUCCUUUGACAAUUUUUUCAAGUAUAUCAAUCAUAAUGCAUAUACCAUAGUAUCAAUGGAAGGAAUAGGAUUUUGUUUAGCUGCUUCGAGGGCUUGGCAUGUUAUUGUUGGUAACGCUUUGAGAUUGGGUUCCAUAAACAGUAUUGGUGACUUCAUAUUAUUCCUGGCUAAGUGUUUGGUCACUCUAAUUAUUGGUUCUCUGGCAUUGUUUACAUUACGAUCAAACCCAGAAUUGCAUUUUCAUGCUAUACCAAUCAUCAUUAUAUGUAUAUUUACAUUUUUUGUUGCUCACUGUGUCAUUUCAUUACAUGAGGUGGUAAUAGAUACAUUAUUUUUGUGUGUAUGUGAAGACAAAAACAUUAAUGGAGAGAUGUGGCACAAGAGUCCAAUAAUAAAACUAUCUAAGUCUAAAAAGCCGAUUGUAAAAAAUUCUACCAACACACAAAUUGUAAAAACCAAUACAUAGGUUGUUUUAGCUUUUAAGCAGUUUACAUUUUUCCUAAGAUUCUAAGAUUCUUUGUCUUAUUUAUAGUCAAUAAUUAUUUUAAAAAUACUUAUUUUAUAUUAACUGACAUAUAUAUAUAUAUUUAUUAACUUACAUUAAGUUGCUUACUAUUCUAAUGAGCACUGUGCAAUCUGUAUGUCCUAUUAUUUAAAAAAAACUUGUUAAUGCAUUUAAAUAUAUAAUGAUACUUUUAAGCUAGACUAUAUUAUACAUUUGUUGAAACUUGACAUUUUAUUUUAUUUUAUUUUAUAGUAUUUAUAUAUUUAUAUAUUUAGACUAUUGUUGGUUUGCAUGAACAAUUGAUUUGGUUAAUGUAAUUCAUGUUUAAGGGACCAUUACUUCACCAUUGAUUCAUAAAAUGCUUGUACGGAAUGGACAAUGUUUUUAAAUAUUUAUUUAUAUGUUAUUUUGAAUAUUUUUAUAUUUUAAUAGAUUCAUACAACUUUUAUUUUGAUGGAAUAUGGAUAUUUAAUUUAAAUAACAAUUGUCUAUAUAAUGAAAAUAUUUGGCAAUAAUCUAUGUGUGGUGAAAAUAAUAUUUUUUGUGUUUUUAUACGAUUAUUUUUAAUAUGUAAAACUAAUACAAGGGCAUAAUUAAUUAUAACUAUUGUUUAAACUUUUAAAGAAAAAUUAUUAUGAUUCUAUAAUUCAUUUUACACUAAUAAUUAAAAGUAUGACUGUAUAAAAUAUAUGAAUUAUUCAAUUAUCUAUGUUGUAAAAUAACAACAGCUCUCUGGUAAUAAGGAUUAUCGUCCAUCACUUGGUAUAGUAUGUAGCAUAUUGACUAAGUACACUUGUUAUGCAGGGAAAUACAUAAGCUUUAUUAAUUUUAGAGGUUAAACUAACUUUUAUUUUCUAAACGGAUGGUUUACUGAGAGCUUACUAUAUGGUUUAUUUUAAUCAGCCAAUAACUUUUAGCAGGGACUAAUUAAACCCAAAUUCUUUGAUGUAUUUGAUAUUGCAGACAUUUCUGUUGCUAACAUUAACUAAUAUUUUUUUUUUAAGUUUUGAAAAUGUUCUAACUUUUUUAUUUAUUUAUUUUUGUAUGUAAUUUAUAUCCCUAUGUUUUUUUUUAAUUUUGAUAUUAUAUUUAAAUUUUUAAAAGAUUUAUUUUUUAUCAAUAAGUAUGAUGAUACUUUUUUUGUUGAAGAAUAAUCAUUUUUAUAGAAUAUGUACUAUGCACAAUUAUUGUAAUUAUAGUAAACUAUAAAUUUAA
Molecule: messenger RNA, 3696 nt
Organism: Rhopalosiphum padi (bird cherry-oat aphid)
Lineage: Eukaryota; Metazoa; Arthropoda; Insecta; Hemiptera; Aphididae
Gene: Ctl1
Product: choline transporter-like 1
Exons: 14
Coding region: 445-2442 (665 amino acids)
Biological process (GO): transmembrane transport
Cellular component (GO): membrane
Molecular function (GO): transmembrane transporter activity
Source: RefSeq, a predicted model, not a curated record